AUAUGGCGGCGCCAUUCGCCUCUGGAACAGGGCGGGGAGAACAGUUGCCCGGUCGUCUCUAUAACAUCUACGCGUAUUUUUGACGAAACCAUCGUCUUCGUGACUCGAACGCGAGUGAUAUUGCGAAAUUAUCGGGUGUUUCUGUGUUCGUUUAAGCUGUUUGUGUUAUAAUAUGUGUGGAAUGGUGAUUAUGUGGUGAAUAACGUGCAAGGACGUUAGGGUAACAAUGUCUAGCAGUUGACAUGUUUAUCUGUGUCGUGUGUGAAGAUUUUCCCUUCGCGUGAGGAGUUGUAGUGCGCUAGUGUGCGCGCUGGCGCCUUGUGUGUGCGUGCCGCGACCGUGGAUACGAGAGGAUCCAAUGAUGGAUUGCAUUUCCACGGAUGUAUAGAAUGUGAACACUAUCAUCAGCUGAUCAAUGACUAUAGCAGACAAUGCGGUCACAAGCUGCAAAACCCUCACCUAAGAAGGGAGCAUUGGGAAAGACAACUUUUAAAGUAAAUACUGCCAAACAAGUCAAGAAAAAGAGAGCUCCUCCGAAAAAGGCAAAGCUUCCUCAAAAAUCUACUUUAAAAGGUUCUAAAAAAGGCGCUAGUGACGAAUCAAAUAGUAAAAAUGAGACUGAGUCAUCCAUUAAAGAAAAAAAUGAGUCGUCAACUGGAGCAGCCAAAACUUUACCAGUCAAGACCCAUACAUCUAGAGAAGAUUCCCCUACAAAAAAGGCGAAAAAAGAACCUAAAGAGACGAAAGAUAAGGCUAAAGUAGCAAAAAAAGUCGUCACUAAAAAGCCAGUAAAAUUAACUAAAAAAAACAAAUCAAACUUAAAACUUAAAAAUGACGAUAAAACUAAUGAUAACAUAAAGUACAAACUUAAUUUAGAAGCAGCUAAAAAGGGGACAGCUAAUAUUCCAAAAUCAGCACCAAAAGGAAAUUUAAAAAAAGGAAAUUCAACAAACCAGAAGAAAAAAGGAACAUCCACAAAUAAAGAUAGUGAUCAAUCUGAUAAAGAUAAAAAAUAUGAAGAAGAAACAAACCAAAAAGAUAGUUCCAUUGAAAAUUUAACCAAUUUGAUGAAAACUAAUAACGGAGAUGAUAAAGAUUCCUCUCUCGAAGCGGAGGCAAAAAUUGAAGUUAAAGAUGAAGUUCAGUGUGAUGGAAAUGAAAGUUACACGCUUAAAAACUCUACUCAAAACAUUUCUGCAACUAACAAUACUGAAGUAGAAAUGCCAAAAGUGGAGAUUGAACGACCACCUAAAUUUUUCACUUCAAGUAGAUCGUUAAGAACCGUUGACAUAGAUGUAAAAUGUUGCAAAAAUUCGAAAGGAAACCUAAGUGUUUCUGAAAGAUUUGUAUCUUUAAAAUCUGAUGACAGUAGCAAAGAAAAAAAUGCUUCUAAUAAUCUUGUAUCCCAAGGUCCAGAUAUAGACGUUUAUACAUUUACAGAAAAAGUUGACUCACCAAAAAGUAUUCUUUCAGAUUUUAGAUCUCCUAUCAAUAAAAACAUAGGAAGAGUACGACCUAUAGCUAGGGUAAAAGGAACAAUUAUUGAUAAAAAAGGUGACACCGAGAGGAAAAAAUUCUCUCCUCAUAGACCUAUUGAAGAAGUAGUUAAACAACUAAAAGCCAAUAAACGGUCUGAAGAUUUGAAUCCAGGUCAGAAUACUACAAAUUAUGUUUCGCCUGGUUUAGAUUUCAGCGCAUUCUCUAGUGAAAAGGAAGUAGAAGAGAAACCACCGAUUGUAAGUAAAUCAUACAAGAUGGUUGCAAGAAAAUCAAGCAUCACCGGAAAGCCUUUCAGUCCUAUUAAAUUUCUUGAUCAAGAACCUUCCACAAAAACAGACAUAAAACCAGCCACCAAAACUUGCAAUGCUAAGAAAAAUUCUAACAAAACUAAGAAACAAUUUAAAAAGAAUUGCAUGUCUGAUGAGGAAAUUAAUACAUCUACCUUUUCUCUAAACACGAAAAGUUUUCAUUAUACUUCUUCCGAAGAAAGCGUGAGUGAAUCAAAUGAUGAUAAUGAUAAUAAAGAGUCGUCAGAGUCUGAUACCUCUAAAGUUAAAAAGAUAAAAAAUAAAAAAUAUAAAAGGAUCACAGAUAGUGCAAAGAAAACUACUUCCAAAGAACUAAAAGAGCUUUCAAAAGAUUCAUUAAUUGAUUUAAAAGACACGUCAGCUCUAUUAGGAAACGAAAAACCUAGCAAAAGACGUCUAAAACUAUUAUCCAUGUGGACAGGCCCCAAAAAGCAUAGAAUGGCAUCACUAAAUGCCUUAGCUAAAGUGCAUUGUUUAUAUGAGAAUGAAAGUAGAACUCAUAUGGAAUUGGGAUUGAUGAAAACGGUAGAUAGACAAGUGAUGCCGAGUACGUCUAAAGCUUCAUUGCCUAAAAAGAAAGAUACAAAACCAAAAGAAACAGAAAAACAAGAAAGUACUUCCGAGUCCGAGUAUGAAAAUAAGAAUGAAAAGGACAAAGAGAGUUCUGAAAGUUCUGAUGACAAUCCACCUCAAAGAAGUCUACGAGGUGUUCCUGGCAUAAGAAGUGCCGGUAAAUAUUGGGAUCCAAAAUCUUCAACGUCAUCAAGUGAAGAUAGCGAAUUAGAGUCGAAAUCGAACAAUUUGCCGACGGAUAAAAAGAAAACUAUACCAAAAUCGUCUUCAGGAAAAUCCGACUCGGACAAACCUCCACUGAAAAUGAAGAAAACAGCAGGAGUCCCUAUAAAGAAAAAACGCAAUAGAAACGAAAUCGUUAUGGAUCUCAAAGAUAUGGUAGUUCAAAAACGGAUGGCAAGUUUAAACGCUACAGCAAUUUUAGCUGCUAGUUAUGAAAAACGAUCUCCUAAAUCCAACAAAGACGAUACUACAUCUGAUUCUUGCAGCGACGAAUCUUAUUCUCAAAAGCCAAAAAACGUAAUAAGUUCCGGCGUAAAGUCGGAGGUAAAAAAUGAAGACACUAAAAAAGAAAUCGAAGAUAGUAGUGUAGCUGACAGGAAACAGAAAGUUGAGGUUAUUGUUAAUCAAGAUACAGAUGUAACUAUAACAGGGGUUUACUCCACCCACCAUCAUGAAGGAUUCUGUACUGUAUCAGGAAUGCAAUAUCGCAUCUCGUCAACAAGCCAUACCCAAACUACGGCAACGGCUAAUUGCGAAAAGGAGGGUUGUUCUCGAGAAGACGGAUCUCGUUAUACGCCUCUCUCAGCGCUAUCUUCUAUGCAGCCUCCUGCUGAACAUACGCAUCCUCAUCCGCAUCCAGUGCCAGAAUUGGGUGGUCUAGCUCGUCGUGCUGCUGGGUGCUCCAGCGCCUUCUCAGCACCGUCACCGGCGGCGCAUCAUGACCCAGGUAAGAUAAAAGUCUUCACUAUAACAGUAUAUUAUUGUGAUCAACCAACACCUGUACGCGAAAAAGAAACAAAGGAGAAUGGGACUUGUGGGCCAAAAUGUAAUGAGUAG
Messenger RNA from Melitaea cinxia (Glanville fritillary), 3440 nucleotides. RefSeq names its product probable replication factor C subunit 1. NCBI's taxonomy places the organism in Eukaryota, Metazoa, Arthropoda, Insecta, Lepidoptera, Nymphalidae. The transcript is spliced from 5 exons. The record is from RefSeq and is a predicted model, not a curated record. The coding region runs from base 432 to 3440 and encodes 1002 amino acids.